Drosophila mojavensis is the source of this 1120-nucleotide messenger RNA. RefSeq lists its product as uncharacterized. The record is from RefSeq and is a predicted model, not a curated record. The coding region runs from base 175 to 1056 and encodes 293 amino acids. The transcript is spliced from 2 exons. NCBI's taxonomy places the organism in Eukaryota, Metazoa, Arthropoda, Insecta, Diptera, Drosophilidae.
UAUAUUAUUAUUAUUGUAUAUCUAUACUGUUUGGUGAACGUUGCCAGGGCAAUGUGUACUGGAAGACCCCCAUCGAAAUUUUCCGCCUAACAACCCAGCCAAAAACUAACUGAAAAUUGUUAUCAUCGUUAAAUAUUUAUUGAAUACGUUUCAUUGAAAAUUGUUGUUGAAAUCAUGGAUGAGUUUGGUUGCUUUGAUCCGAAGCUGCCGGCCAGCGAUAAGUCCCCAGAUUGGCGUACCUCCACAUAUCGUGGACAUCGCCACAUUACGGACACUCGCCUGGGCAGCAAGCUGAACGCCCCCCGCGAAUGCUCCAACAAGGGCAUUUUUGUUAGGGAUCCUUUGUUGCAUGAGAAGCAGCUGACUGAAAUAUCAAGCAACUAUGUGUGGAAGUAUCCCGACCCGAAUGUCUUGCGGAAUCCUUCGCUUAAUAUGAAAACGCAAUACAUGAAGCGUUUCGAGGAGGGCAAUUUACGUUUUAUUAAGCGCAAGACAAAGCCACUUAUUAGUGUCUCCCAGGAGGCCUUUACCUUCGUUGACCUCCCAUUCGAGGCAGACCAGAUACCAAUUCGCAUGCCCACACCGGUGGAGACCACCAAAGUACUUAUUGAUCGUUCCAAAAUUGGCUAUACCAAAUAUUUGGAUCCGUCGGCGACUACAUAUAAUCUCUCCUACGUCCAUUACACGCCGCAAGAUAUCAAAGCCAGCAUUGCCGCCCCAGACACUAUCACCUUUUGGAAUUGGGCAGAGCGUGGCGGGGAGACCACCACGCAUGUCACUCGCGUGGCGGAUGAGGUUAUGUGCGAUGAGACGCAUGCACUCGCCUGUCCAAAGCGUCGCCUGGAGUACCCAAGUCAGCUGAAAUGUGUUCCACACACCGGCCUGAUCACCGAGGUUCGUGCCAACUAUUUGAACCCCAGGCUGAGCAAGGAAUAUAUCGACUAUGAUACAACGGAUGUGCAGCCCGUGCUCGUCUCCGAGCCCUUUGCUCCGUUUGCCAAGUCGAGCGAGUAUGGCAUCUACGGCUCCGGCGAUCCGGUUCGCAAAUACGUUUAAGAUUGCAUUUACGUUUGAGUUGAUAACCGCCAAAUAUAUAUUUUAAUUUAAUAUUCACAACUAA